GUUGUCAUUUUUUCCAGGUCCACUGACUCGUCCUUCUGUUGCAAUGCCUUGUCUGCUAUGCCCGUCUCUCUUGUGCUGCCUCCUCCUCCUCCCCUUUCCACUAGCCUCCAGUUGUGCUUCUAAUGGAGACACAGUGGUCAUAACCAGCAGUGGCCCUAUUAAGGGCAAGCAGUUCCUGUCUGGCCUUGGAUCUGUGACAGCCUAUCUAGGCAUUCCUUAUGCUGAGCCUCCCCUGGGGAAGUUGCGUUUCCAGAAACCUCUUCCACAUCAGCCAUGGAAGCAACCAUUGGAAGCCACCAGUUUUGGCAAUUCCUGUCCUCAAUUUAUUUCCCAGGAUGUCCCUGAAGCAGAGAUAUGGUCUCCUAAAACACCACUGUCAGAAGACUGCCUUUCGCUCAACAUCUGGGUGCCACACCCACAACCUUCUGCCCCAGUGCCUGUUUUGGUCUGGAUACAUGGAGGAGGAUAUUUCAUGGGCACGUCUUCUCUGGAGUUGUUCAAUGGGGCAUCCUUAGCUGCCACUGAGAAUGUCAUUGUGGUCACCAUCAAUUAUCGCUUGGGAGCCUUAGGCUUCCUUUACUUUCCACCAGCUGCCCCAGGGAACCUAGGCUUAUUGGACCAACAGCUGGCCCUGAAGUGGGUAAAAGAGAAUGCAGCUGCCUUUGGGGGAGAUCCUUCUCGGGUGACCAUUUUUGGCCACAGUGCUGGAGGAGCUUCUGUGAAUUUCCAUCUUCUCGCGCCAAAAAGCCAGGACCUUUUUGCCCAAGCGGUGAUACAGAGUGGAACAGCCAAUGCCUUCUGGGCUUGGAGGUCUCCUGAGGAAGCCAAACGGAUAUCUCUGGAAUUCAUUCAUUUGCUAGGUUGCUCUGAGGACAAUAAGAUCAGCAUAGGGCACUGUCUGCAAACAAAAAAUGUUUCUGAAUUGAUUCGGCAUGAAAUGGCUCUCUUUGCGAAAGGUGGCAUCCUUCUGAAUUUUCCCUUCAGGCCAACCACAGAUGGGGACUUUUUACUUGGGGAACCAGAAAAGCUCAUGGAGGAGGGGCAAAUUCAGGUCAAACCUGUCCUCAUAGGUGAAACCUCUGAUGAAGCGGCCUCAUUUGUCCAUUAUGUUUUCUCUAACAUCACCCACAAUCUCAUCAGUCAGGAGCAGCUUCUGAAAGGGAUACAGCUGUUGGUGCCAAAUGCAACUGAAGAUGUGGUUCAGAGUAUAGCACUGAGGUACAGUGAAGGGAAUCACGGUCCAGCAAAAUACCGCUCCGCUCUGUCCCACUUCUAUACAGAUCGGAUAUUUACAUGUCCAUUCAUUGAAGCUGCAGGAAAUAUCAGGAAAACGGGGAGUCCUGUAUAUGCGUAUUUAUUCGCACAUCGCCCUUCAUGGUCAAUUUGGCCUGAAUGGAUUGGGGCAUCCCACGGUGCUGAGGUUCCUUAUGUUUUUGGGACCCUUGAAUCAGUGAUGCCUGUCAAUCAAACAUACACAGAGGCUGAAGCCAGACUGAGCCGUAAGGUGAUGCACUACUGGGCAGAAUUUGCCAGAACUGGGAAUCCUUCCGGGUCAGCAGCCACCAAGGAUAAAUGGCCUCUCUAUGAUCCCACAGAGCGCAAUUUCUUCCUUCUUAAUACUGGGCCAUUCCAGGAAAGGGCGAAAGAGCAUUGCAGUUUUUUAAAGAGCCUUUUUUCAAAGGCUGAAGAGCCACAAAAGUCCGAAGGUGAUCCUGUUUCAUCAGACUAGGAAGAAGACAGGAGGUGUCCCUAACAGUGAUACUGUCAUUCAAUAGGGAGAAGUGGGAGCCCUUGAAUUUGAUUCAUUACUAUUGCCUGCAACAACUGUUAUUUUAUUACUUGUAUCCUGUCGCCAAUGCGCCUUGAGAUUUUCUCACCUCUUGGGAAAUGUUUAGGGCGGGGGCAGGUGGGUUGUUUCACUUUGAAAGCCAGCGGAGAUGGCCAUGGGAAUGUAUGCUUAUCUGUUUCUCAGAGCGGCCGGUACAAUGACAUCUUCACACCUGUGGAUUGGCUGAAAUCCGCAUUUGGCUAAAGGGAGGGGGUUUUACUGCUUUCAUUCUACUUGUUUUGCCUAAGGGUAUUCAGACUCUGCUUCAAAUGUAUUGCUAUCACUUCUGCUUAAUAAAGGGUUCCUUUAGAAAUA
Notechis scutatus (mainland tiger snake) is the source of this 2143-nucleotide messenger RNA. NCBI's taxonomy places the organism in Eukaryota, Metazoa, Chordata, Lepidosauria, Squamata, Elapidae. The record is from RefSeq and is a predicted model, not a curated record.